AGCGUCCAUCUUUAAUGUACUGUAUUGAAGAGAUUGACGAGAAGAAAACAUUGAAAUUUGAAGUAAAGAAGGCUCGGUAAUCGCGGACGUGGCUACUAAAACAAAAAGAUAUACGACAUUAAUAUAACUUACAGAAGUUAUAGGCGGUAUGAAGACAGUAUCAUAGCGAAGCCAUGGCUGAUAAAAGAAAACUCCAAGGUGAAAUAGAUCGAUGUUUGAAAAAAGUCGCAGAGGGUGUUGAGCAGUUUGAAGACAUCUGGCAAAAGUUACACAAUGCAGCCAAUGCCAACCAGAAGGAAAAGUAUGAGGCUGACCUCAAGAAAGAAAUUAAAAAGCUCCAGCGACUACGAGACCAGAUUAAGACAUGGGUGGCAUCCAACGAGAUCAAGGACAAGAGGCAAUUAGUGGAGAACCGCAAAUUGAUAGAGACGCAAAUGGAGCGGUUUAAAGUGGUGGAGAGGGAGACGAAGACGAAAGCUUACUCCAAGGAAGGGCUGGGUUUGGCCCAGAAAGUAGACCCCGCUCAGAAGGAGAAGGAGGAAACGGAACAGUGGCUAACGAAUACGAUAGACACACUAAACAUGCAAGUGGACCAGUUUGAGAGUGAAGUGGAGUCGCUCUCUGUCCAAACAAGGAAAAAGAAGGGAGACAAAGAUAAACAAGACCGCAUAGAGGAGCUGAAGCGACUGAUAGAGCGGCACCGGUACCAUAUCCGCAUGCUGGAGACCAUCCUGCGAAUGCUUGACAACGACUCAAUUCAGGUGGAUUCCAUCCAUAAGAUCAAAGAUGACGUGGAGUACUACAUCGACUCCUCUCAAGACCCCGACUUUGAGGAGAACGAGUUCCUCUACGACGACCUGGACCUGGAAGAUAUCCCGGCGGCGUUGAUGGCCACGUCUCCUCAAGGUCAAUCUAACUUGGAGGAUGAGAUGUUCCUGCAGUCCAGCAGCACGCCGACCUCCACCACCUCCUCCUCGCCCAUCCCUCCGUCGCCCGCGACCGGCACCGCGAGUCCGCCAGGCCUCCUGCUCCUCCAUCAGCCUGAGGCCACACUCGCUGCACCCAACACCCCACACCCACCUCUCCUCUCCUCCAUCAGUUACCCAGGCCACUCCUCUUCUCUCCCUUGGGAGAACUCUGAAGAGGACAAGAAGAGAGGGCGGUCCACCGACAGUGAAGUUAGUCAGUCACCUGUGAAGAAUGGGAAUCCAUCGCACUUGUCCUUCUCCUCCUCCUCCUCCUCUUCCUCUGGCUCCACGCCCUCUUCGGUCUCCAUGGCCACGGUUGUCGGGGGAGUCCCGGCCGUGUCCAGCGGGAGCAACCUCCUGGGCAGCUUCAGCAGCGCCGUGCAGCAGCAUCCCCCCCAGUCCCAGUCCCAGCAGCCGCCCCCGCAGCAGCCCCAGCAGGCCCUGCCCAAGACCCCCUCCACCCCCAUCCCCAUCCCCACCAACAGCACCCCCAGCCCCCCCAGCUUCCCCACACUCCCCCCCUCCAGCACCCCCUCCCUGCCCAGCUCCAGCACCCCUGCCCCGGCCACGCCAAACUCCCAGCCCCUGGUCUCCUCGGGGCCUAGCACGGUGGCCUCGGGCCUGGGCCUGGGGCUCGGUCUUGGGGGCUUGGGGAAGGGCGGCGUGACUGUGACCAGCAGCUCGGCGCAGAUGUCCAGCCUGGGCCUGUCGGCGAUGACCGGCUCGUUGAGCAGCAUGGCGGGGCUGCUCUCCACUUCCACGCCGGCGCCGUACGCCCAAGCGGCCGCGGGCGGAGUGGGCAGUGCCCCCGGCGGUCCGGUGGGGAGCGGAAGCAGCGGCGGCAGCGGCGGCGGCGGCAUCAGCAUCAGCAGCACGAUGCCCACGCCGAGCUCGGUCCUGGGUGGCGUCGGAGGAGGCGUCAGCAGCAGCGCGGGCACGACCAGCAACGGCACCGGCUCGUCCCUGGGGCUCCUGGGGUCCAGCCCGGGCCACGGCGUGCUGAGCGGCGGCAUCCUGGGCCUGGUGCAGCAGGGACAGUCGGGCCUGCAGGGGGCGCCGCAGGUACCCCUCAGCCCCGUGGGCGUCGCCCCGGGGUCGGGCACGGGCGUGAGCCUCCUGGGGGGCAACGGAGGAAGUACGGGUAACGCAGCGGGCUCGGGCGUCGUCGGGGGCAACGCAGCGCCCGCCAGACCACCCAGUGUCCUCAAACAGAACGGGGGCACGAGUGAGAACCUUUUCAGUUACAGCGCCAUUGUCGCGGACAACACACCUGACUCCACCCUCAACAGCGGUAGCCAAUCACAAAGCAGCCAGCCCUCGUCUCUCAGUUCCUCGGGCAAUCCACCGCUGGAUAACGGCCCCAGUCUUCUGAGCUCCAUCACCCUUCCGCCCUCCUCACCGUCUCCCUCGUUCACGGACACCACCCCCGGUGGCGGGAGUCUGCUCAACGGCCCGCACUCCUACACACCAAACUCUGAGGUCAUCAAGGCCCCUGAGCCGUUGAGUUCUCUGGCUGCCAUGGCAAAGAGGGCAGUCAGACUGGACCCUGGACUGGAUGGAGAGAUUUCCUCUUUACAUCUCUCAGAGAGAGACAUCUUCACAAGCUCCUCGACCUCCAGCGCGCCCCCCGUCGCCCCUCAGCCGACCGUCUCCGAGGUCAACCUGCCUCCGUCGUUAGGGGUGUGUCCGCUGGGCCCCACGCCCCUGUCCAAAGAGCAGCUCUACCAGCAGGCCAUGCAGGAGUCUGCCUGGACACACAUGCCUCACCCGUCCGACUCCGAGAGAAUCAGGCAAUACCUGAUGAGGAACCCGUGCCCCACCCUCCCCUUCCACCAUCAGGUCCCCCCCCACCACUCCGACUCCAUCGAGUUCUACCAGAGACUGUCCACGGAGACCCUCUUCUUUAUCUUCUACUACCUGGAGGGCACAAAGGCUCAGUAUUUGUCCGCUAAAGCUCUGAAGAAGCAGUCUUGGAGGUUCCACACCAAGUACAUGAUGUGGUUCCAGAGGCACGAGGAGCCAAAGACCAUCACUGACGAGUUUGAACAGGGCACAUACAUCUACUUUGACUAUGAGAAGUGGGGCCAGCGCAAGAAGGAGGGUUUCACGUUCGAGUACCGCUACCUGGAGGACCGGGACCUGCAGUGACCGUCAGACAGGGGCGCGUUGGCGGGGCAGGAGACGCAUGAAGCGGACGGGGCAGGGGGCAAGGGGCAAGGGGCAAGGGGCAAAAGGGGCAAGGGAGAUGAGCUGGCCGCCAUGGAGAAUGUGCUGCUGUUGACAUUCCGAGAUUGAACUCCAUGCCGUGAUAAUGUUUUUUUUUUUGUUUUGUUUUUUUAAGAAAAAACGUUGGUUGUAAAGUAGGCCUUUAUCUUAAACCGGGGACAUGCACGAGAGAGGAGGGGGUCGAGUGCCUGUUUACACACAAACAUUUGAACCUCUCUUUGCAGUCCUCUUGCCCGCCACUUCUGUUUUAUCUCAAUCCCCCAGCACCAUCAGACUACACAAAAAGCAAACUCCAAUUGGGAAAAAGAAAAAAAAACAACGCAGCACCACCACCACCACCACCACCACCACCAGUGUAAUUUGACUACGAGUACUACCUGAGUCUGCGGAUGUUUUCUGAAAGCAUUUCUGUAGUUGUUCACGUAGGCUUCCCCACUGCCGGCAUACUACAGGGCCAGUCCUGUGUUGAAGAGGACGAGAUGUUAAUUAAAUUGCUAUGCAAUUGAAUUCUACUCUGCCUCCUCUCUCUGUCAAAGAAAUGUGGAAUAUAUAUAUAUAUAUUAUAAAAAUUUCACCCUUCAGUCAACUCGGCGUUUUGUUCCACUGCUGCCUCUGUUCAUUUCAACAAGAGCAGCCAGCAUCCCUCUUGAGAAAGAGAAUAUCAAAUAGAGACGACCAAUAAUGGAGAAAUAAAUAAAUCAGAUGCAGGGAGUUAUCCUCUUUCUCACUAACCGUGUGUAGGUUGUUUGUGGUUAAAAAAAGAAGUAUAUCUAUAUAUCUUUUUUUUUUGUCAUGUGGAAAGCUCGGACAGUUCUGGAAUAUGUAAAAAAAAAAAAGAAAACCCUUCCUCCCCUGUACGCAUUUCUUUCGUUUUGGAAACCACCUUUCACAGAUUCCCUCUCAUUGGUGCGAAUAGGAGCGAGCACACUCACUUUACAACGAAUCAUUGUCUCCCUUUUACUCGGUGUCCGUAAGCGUUUAAAGCCUCUUAGUUUAAAAAAAAAAAAAAAGGUGUCCUCAGUGAGUUUCCUUAACUGCAUUUUCCUUCGUUUUUUUGGAGGGAAAACCCACAAUCUGUAUUUCAAAAAGAAACGUUAAGAAACUGUGUAGAAAUUUUAAAAAAGAGAAAUUAUUUUUGGCUUAAGGAAGGAAAGGGCAGCUGACAGACAACAUGUGAAUUUCUCUCCAAAAAAUAAGUACAAAAAAUUAUGUAUAGAGUUGAUUUCUCAUCUUUGCUUUUUUGACACUGUCAGGAUAGCAUGAUAUGCCAUUCAGUAAGUCUGAAAUGGGGAAAAAAGAGGAUUGUACAAUUUCAAUAAAAUACUUUUGUGAACA
Molecule: messenger RNA, 4529 nt
Organism: Sardina pilchardus (European sardine)
Lineage: Eukaryota; Metazoa; Chordata; Actinopteri; Clupeiformes; Clupeidae
Gene: cnot3a
Product: CCR4-NOT transcription complex, subunit 3a
Exons: 19
Coding region: 174-3116 (980 amino acids)
Biological process (GO): nuclear-transcribed mRNA poly(A) tail shortening; regulation of stem cell population maintenance; regulation of DNA-templated transcription
Cellular component (GO): P-body; nucleus; CCR4-NOT core complex
Source: RefSeq, a predicted model, not a curated record